Cornus florida is the source of this 1146-nucleotide messenger RNA. RefSeq lists its product as uncharacterized. Gene Ontology annotation, molecular function: double-stranded DNA binding. The record is from RefSeq and is a predicted model, not a curated record. The transcript has a single exon. NCBI's taxonomy places the organism in Eukaryota, Viridiplantae, Streptophyta, Magnoliopsida, Cornales, Cornaceae. Gene Ontology annotation, cellular component: chloroplast. Bases 1 to 1146 code for a protein of 381 amino acids. Gene Ontology annotation, biological process: regulation of DNA-templated transcription; chloroplast organization.
AUGACUAUAUAUAUUUGCAAAAGUCUCGUCGCACUCUCUCUCAAGAACACUUCACAUCUCAACAAAACCCCAAUCUCUCUUCUCUCUCUCCUCUUCAUCUCUUCCUCUCCAGAAACCCCAAUUGCGGCGGCCGAUUACUUGAUUGAUAGACACAAUUUUUCUCCUGCAACUGCUUCGAAAGUCUCUUCCGUCGUAAAGUAUCUGAAAAGGCCUGAAGAGACCGAUUCGAUUCUCUCAUUUCUCCAGGAAAGUGGUAUUUCUGAUACCUAUCUCGAGCGUAUCAUCAAACGCGUGCCUAAAGUUCUCUCUGCAAAUCUUGAGUGGUCCAUCAAACCCAAAUUCAAGGUUUUUCGAGACUUGGGUUUUUCUUCUAGCAAUGUUGUGGAAAUGGUUUCGUCUCAACCAAUGAUUCUAACUUGUAGUUUUAAUAAACGGUUUGGCCAAUCGAUUUUAGCAUUGAAGAGUGUUGUCGGUUCAAAUAUGGAUGUGUCUGGGAUUUUAAAGAAACAUGCGUGGCUUCUUAGGUAUGAUUUGGCGAAAACUAUGAUACCCAAUAUUGAACUUUUGAAGAGUUGUGGUAUUAGUUCGUCACAAAUAACUCAGUGUCUCUAUAUUUUCCCAAGAGAUUUCUUGCAUAAAACAACGAGAAUUAGAGAAAAUGUCAAGAGGGUUGAUGAGAUGGGCAUUGACAGGAAGUCUAAAAUGUUUCUUCUUGCGAUUCGGGCUUUUUGUUCGAUGACUAAAGAUAAUUGGGAGUCGAAAUUGGAGCUCUUUAAAAGUUUGGGGUUUUCGGAAGAUGACAUUUUGUCAAGUUUUAGGAGAUAUCCUCAUGCUUUUGCUGUGUCAGAGAGGAAAAUUAAGGAGUUAACACAGCUUUUGCUUAGCUCAGGCAAAUGUGAUAUCUCAUUUGUUGUUAAUAACCCAGAAUUACUUACUUACAGUGUUGUGAAUAGGUUUAAGCCACGGUUAAGAGUUCUGGAGGUUUUGGAAAGCAGGAAUUUGCUUCUUAAAAAGUCAAGUUUGGCAACUGCAUUCAAGAUGACUGAUAAGAAGUUCUUUGAGAAAUAUGUACUCCCUUAUUCAGAUGAAGUUGGCAAAUUAUUUGUGAUUAAGAAGGCCUCGUUGAUAGCAGAAAUAUGUGCUUAA